Molecule: messenger RNA, 1346 nt
Organism: Callorhinchus milii (elephant shark)
Lineage: Eukaryota; Metazoa; Chordata; Chondrichthyes; Chimaeriformes; Callorhinchidae
Product: diphosphoinositol polyphosphate phosphohydrolase 1
Exons: 5
Coding region: 176-640 (154 amino acids)
Biological process (GO): diadenosine pentaphosphate catabolic process; diphosphoinositol polyphosphate metabolic process; adenosine 5'-(hexahydrogen pentaphosphate) catabolic process
Cellular component (GO): cytoplasm; nucleus
Molecular function (GO): endopolyphosphatase activity; bis(5'-adenosyl)-hexaphosphatase activity; bis(5'-adenosyl)-pentaphosphatase activity
Source: RefSeq, a predicted model, not a curated record
GGACGGAGAGAGAGCAAGAGCAAGCGGGGUGGGUGGGGGGUAAAUAUCUCACUGUUUCUUGGUUUGUUCUUUUGUUAAGAUCCAUGAUAAAAUGAAAGAUGUGUACAUAAAUAUCUGGUGCAACUGAUAAGAUAAGAUGGGGAACAUCUUAUCAGUGUAAAAUAGAGAUGGAUGGAUGGCUGGAGGAGGGAAGAGGGCAGAGGUCAGGCAUAGAUGGGUAUUGCUGGUAAGCAGCAGUCGCAACCGAGAGAAGUGGAUCGUCCCUGGAGGGGGGCUUGAACCCGAAGAGGAGCCUGGAGUUGCUGCGGUUCGAGAGGUGUAUGAAGAGGCUGGAGUAAGAGGCACUUUAGGAAGGUUGUUAGGGGUGUUUGAGAACCAUGACAAGCACCACCGGACAAACGUCUACACCCUGACGGUGACAGAGGUGCUGGAGCAAUGGGAAGACUCUGAGAAUAUUGGAAGGAAGAGGGAAUGGUUCAAGGUCGAAGAUGCCAUUCGAGUUCUGCAGUGCCACAAACCAGUGCAGGCGUCAUACCUGCAGACCCUCCUUCAGAACUACCCAGUCAGCAACGGGACAGUUGCGGAGGACAGGACAACCUCGUACUCUCGGCCCUCAUCCAGUGGUGCUGAUAUCAGAUGAUGGGGGCACCCUGAGAGUGGUGCAUGCUGAGCCAGGCAUACACAGAGCCUGCAGAGUCGCAAGAAGUCCCUCUGUUUUUCCAGUUCUCAUUCACGUUAAUUUUAUAGCACACAGAUGCCACGUGUGGGAUAUGACUGGAUGAGUCAGUACAGUACCAGUGUGUAAAUAAGGGCUCACAUGAAGUGUCAAGAACCAACUGCAGCUUCACGAUCACAAUGGCACAUUCAUCGCAAGUCUUGAUAAACAUAGCUAUUCAGUAACACUGCCAUCACACUGGGCACCGCUGCAAAUGAGUUAAAAUCUUGCAUUCGAUGGUGUGAGGCCAAUAAUAAGUCUCACUGAGCUAUGGUUUCAGAGGAGAGAAGUGAAGGUGCCGGUAGUUGGCUUGUUUGUUCAUAGUGACUUGUACUGAUGUGUGCUGGAAGAUCUUCGACCAUAGAUAGUCGCAUGCACAUCUAAACCUUCGCCAGUGUGAAUACGGGUCUAGUUUUGUCCCUGUGGUGUUCCAGUGAGUGACUGAGCUGGUGGAGAUUUUCCCUCAGAAAAACCAUGCUUUGCCACCAACCAUGUGGAUGAUUCAGGGAUCUUUGAGGUCAUCUGUGCUGGCCUGUCCUGAGAUGGCUGAUGUGUUCUCAUUGCAACCAGCUGGUUCUCUGGCUCAAGUUCAUUCUCUGAAGGAAUAACAGGUCACACAAUAGCAAGGCAU